This is a messenger RNA of Pecten maximus, 8408 nucleotides long. Its product is annotated as calcium-activated potassium channel subunit alpha-1-like. The coding region runs from base 1006 to 4485 and encodes 1159 amino acids. Gene Ontology annotation, cellular component: postsynaptic membrane. Gene Ontology annotation, biological process: transmembrane transport; potassium ion transport. The transcript has 26 exons. The record is from RefSeq and is a predicted model, not a curated record. Gene Ontology annotation, molecular function: large conductance calcium-activated potassium channel activity. Lineage: Eukaryota; Metazoa; Mollusca; Bivalvia; Pectinida; Pectinidae.
GCUGUACAUAUGUAUACUCUAACUUCGCCGUAAGCACUGUUAUUACUGGGGGUAUAUAUCUGUGUGUAUAUACAUACUGAUUUACCUACAGACUCGGGAGGGACACCCACACCCACACAUUCUCAUACAUAUACACCGUGCUGUUGUUUACAUGUACGUGUGUACAUUUCCGGAUGGUGAGAAAUAGAUUGCAUUAUUUUGAUGUGAUGCAUACCAUUAACGCUGGUACCUGGGAACACUCGGAUUUAUUCCAACAGUUGUGUUAUGUUUGAAACGCUUUGGAUUCUACGUCUUUUCAAGUAGUAUUACACCACGUAGAGGGUGGUGAUCGUCUGAUGGUGGAGCUAUAAGUGACUGGUAUCGGGCAGGUCUCACGUGCGCACGCGGAUCGAAGCCUUGUAUCGAUCUUUGGCCUCCCCUGUGUCACACUAUACCCCGGCGCACGCUGUUGUCAGCACUCGACAUCAAUAUUCAUGAAAAUCGCUUUUCAGUUACGGAAAAGGGUGAUUGGAGAAGAACUGAACAAUACGCGUGUAACCUCAGCCACUGAAGCCGUUUCAGAAGGUGUACAGUAAUGAUGUGUUCCGUUGUCAAUGGAUCGGUGUUGCUUGCCACGCCGGUGCUUGUUCAGGAAAGCUUGAAAACCAAGUAAUAUUACUAUAACAAACCCUGUUCAACCAACCAAGGGCACAUUCGCUAUUUGCAUGCAAAUAGGCUUUCCAUCAGAUGACACAGGUAUAUAUCGUGUAUGUUGCUUUAAGCUAUAGCAACGACAUUCGGAACUCGGCGGUUCUAUCGCCAAGAUGCUUGUAAAAUGUACAUGAAGCGCCCAUCGGCACCUCCAGAUUAACCAUGGUGACAGUCUUCUAAGCUACUUGGAGGAAUUUAUUUGUGUACUUUCUCGGAAUAUUGUGUUUGAGAUAUAAAUAUUUAUUUUGUGUUCAUUUAUAUAUGAUAUUUCUGUAUGUGUCGCAGUGUUAUUUGGAUUAAAACUUGACCACUACUAUGUCGGGGAAUAAUACCACUUUGUCCAUUGUCCAGUGCUCGGACGAAAGGCGCUGGUAUACUUUCUUAGCAUCCAGCCUCAUCACUUUUGGAUUUGGGUUAUACAUAAUUCUCUGUUACAGAGUCUUAUUAAUCUUUUUCUGUCGAAGACGGAAAAAUGGCGGUGUGGCCAAAGUUUCUCAUCAAACUGGGCCCGUCCCCAUCCCCGGGGGAAAAAACGUGCCGGGUUUUAUGAAAACCCCAGACCCAGAAAUUGGAUGGAUGACAGAAGCGAAAGAUUGGGCAGGAGAGCUGAUCUCAGGACAAACGACGACAGGCAGAAUACUGGUUGGACUGGUGUUCAUGCUAAGCAUAGCAUCCCUGAUCAUCUACUUCAUCGAUGCGUCCGAACAAGAAGUGGAAACAUGCGAACCUUGGGCUAAAAGUCCUCGACAGCAAGUUGAUCUCGCCUUCAACGUAUUUUUCCUUAUUUAUUUCUUUAUAAGGUUUGUGGCAGCCAAUGACAAGCUAUGGUUUUGGUUGGAGCUCUUCUCCUUUGUGGAUUACUUCACUAUCCCCCCAUCCUUUGUUGCUAUCUACCUGGACCGUAGCUGGCUCGGUUUAAGAUUUCUGAGAGCAUUACGACUGAUGUCCAUACCUGAUAUCCUUACCUACCUAAAUAUCUUGACCACUAGUACCAGGAUACGUUUGUCACAACUUGUUGCCUUCUUCAUCAGCGUUUGGCUGGCAUCCGCUGGAUUUCUACAUCUGAUUGAGAAUUCCGGUGAUCCUCCAGAUUUUUCCAACCCACAAAAGCUGACCUAUUGGGAAUGUCUGUACUUUCUACUUGUCACGAUGUCCACCGUGGGAUAUGGAGAUAUCUACGCUACAACAACACUUGGCAGGAUCUUCAUUGUCCUGUAUAUCAUGAUAAGUAUUGGUAUGUUUGCCAGCUUCAUUCCGGAAAUUGCCGAAAUCAUCAGUCAGCAACAGAAGUAUGGUGGAGCAUACAAAAAGGAACGAGGCAAAAAACAUAUUGUAGUUUGUGGUCAUAUCACAUUUGACUCCGUGUCAAAUUUUCUCAAAGAUUUCUUGCACAAAGAUAGGGAGGAUGUCGACGUGGAGAUAGUGUUUAUCCACAAGUACCUGCCAGACCUGGAGUUGGAGGGAUUAUUCAAACGCCACUUCACGCAGGUCGAGUUUUUCCAAGGCUCUGUGAUGGACGCUAAUGACCUAGAUCGAGUUAAGGUUGUAUCAGCCGACGCCUGUCUUGUGCUCGCCAAUAAGUACUGCCAGGACCCAGACCAGGAAGACGCAGCCAACAUUAUGCGUGUCAUCUCUAUCAAAAAUUUUCACGCAGAAAUUAAAGUCAUUGUACAGCUCAUGCAAUACCACAACAAAGCGUACCUUUUGAACAUCCCGAGCUGGGACUGGAAACGAGGGGACGACGCUGUCUGUAUAGCAGAGCUAAAACUUGGAUUUAUUGCUCAAAGCUGUCUGGCUCCGGGUUUCUCCACCUUGAUGGCUAACCUUUUUACUAUGAGAUCCUACAAAACAUCACCUGACAUGGCUAAAUGGCAAAACGACUACAUGCGUGGCACCGCUAUGGAGAUGUAUACGGAGUACCUAUCCGGUUCCUUCAAUGGAAUGACGUUUCCUGAGGCAGCACAGCUGUGUUUCUCCAAACUUAAGUUACUCCUACUCGCUAUCGAGGUUCGACAGGAAGAUGGAAGGGAGAGUACUCUAGCCAUAAAUCCUGGUCAGAAAAUAAAAAUUGAAAAUGCAACCCAAGGCUUUUUCAUCGCAGAGUCGGCGGAGGAAGUGAAGAGGGCAUUUUACUACUGUAAAACGUGUCACAUUACAACAACAGAUGUAAGGGCAAUCAAAAAGUGUCGCUGCAAACCAUUGGCAAUGUUUAAAAAGGGAGCUACGGCUGUAAUAGCCGCUAACCCAAUGCUUACACAGAAGGAACGUAAAAUGUCGGGAAGUGCGUUGAAGAACAAACUAGGUGAAGGAGGGGGUUCGGCUGCAGGAGGAGGAGGAGGAGGAGUUGGCGGAGGCGCAGGGGGAGGUGGAGAUAAAGGCGGCGGAGGUGUUGCUUCAGUUGCUGCUGGAGGAGAGAAGCUAUCUACAAAAAGCGCCUCCAUAAAAGGGCCAAGACUUGCUAUGCCUCAAAGCCCAAGUAAAGCUACGCUCCCACCACUUGAAAACAGCAGCGGUAAAGAUUCUAUUUGGCCGAAGGAUGCUGGUCCAAGCGAGGAACCGCGCAAGUUUGACUCUACAGGAAUGUUUCACUGGUGCCAAGCGCGACCCUUGGAAGAUGCCCUGAUGGACCGAGACAAGGCCUCUGUGACAGUAUUGUGUAAUCACGUGGUAGUUUGCCUGUUCGCGGACGCCAAUUCCCCACUUAUUGGAAUGAGGAACCUGGUGAUGCCACUUCGGGCCAGUAACUUUCAUUAUGCAGAGCUCAAACAUGUUGUGAUAGUAGGCAAUCUAGACUACCUUAGGAGGGAGUGGAAAACUCUACAGAAUUUCCCAAAGCUGACCGUUCUACCUGGGUCUCCUUUGAACCGUGCAAAUCUACGGGCUGUGAACGUGAACCUCUGUGAUAUGUGUGUGAUUGUCUCCGCCAAGGAUAAGAACCUUGACGACCCUCACCUUGUUGACAAAGAGUCCAUUUUAUGUUCACUUAACAUCAAAGCCAUGACAUUUGACGAUAGCAUAGGACUAUUGCAGGCCUCCGCUCAGCCAGGUGCAGGCUUCCUUCCUCCUGGCUUCUCGCCAAUGGGUAGUCCGGCUAAGAUGGCUCGACGAGGAUCCGUAUGUGGUUCCAACGUACCGCUUAUCACUGAACUAGCGAACGACUCCAAUGUGCAGUUCCUCGACCAGGACGACGAAGACGACCCGGAUACCGAGUUGUACAUGACACAGCCAUUCGCCUGUGGCACGGCAUUUGCAGUCAGUGUACUCGAUUCUCUAAUGAGUACGAGUUACUUCAAUGACAAUGCCUUGACGCUGAUCCGGACGCUUAUCACAGGUGGCGCCACGCCCGAGCUGGAACAGAUCCUUGCGGAAGGAGCAGGAAUGAGGGGAGGCUACUGUACUCCAAAUGUUCUGUCUAAUCGCGAUCGAUGCCGGGUCGCCCAGGUUUCCCUGUUCGAUGGACCCCUAGCUGCAUAUGGAGAUGAAGGUCACUAUGGCGACCUGUUCGUGAAUGCGUUACGUAAUCAUGGAAUAUUAUGUAUAGGUCUGUAUCGCUUUCGUGAUACCAGUGAUAGUCAAUCUAGCCCUUCAUCAAAGCGCUACGUGAUCACCAACCCUGCGGAAGACUUCGCCCUUCUCCCAACAGAUCAGGUUUUUUGUCUUGUGCCAUGCACUCUCUCACAAAGUUCCAAUUCCUCAUCAACUCGGAAUGAGAAAAGCAUUCUGCCUAAUGCCUUUCAAUCAAUCAGUUCCCGGAAAAAUACCAAGACCGACAUCAAACAAGAACCGUGUACAUAACACAGAAGUGGAACAGAUUCAAUAAUCCACUCGCAUCAUUCGGAACUGCUUGGGAGUCGUAAAGUGCCGAGUAUUUCAUAUGAACAGCGAUCAAAAGGAACGUUUGCUUCUCAUCCUCAGUUUUAUUGAAGCCGGAAGAUAAAUCUGAAAGGCGAUCGUGAUAUAUACAUUCAUGAAAAAAGACGGAAGUAUCUUUGCGCAUGCGUCCAUAAUGAAUAAAGGUUGAAGAGAAAUGUUUAUGUAGAGUAAACGCAAAUCUUGGGUCAGUACAAGAAAAUAAAGGUGUAAUGUUGACUGUUUGAGUGUACCAAAGAGAAGAUUAUUCAACCCAUCGAAUUGUUCAAUUUAUUGUAAUACUCAGUCGCAAUGCUUCAGUUUCAAGCGUUUUGGUGAUAAUGAUUAAUUUACGCUUAAAAAUUCUUUAUCAUGACGUGCAAUAAGUAAUCAUUCGUUCUUAGAAGUGGAACCAUGCUUUCAAGAAUUUUUGCAUUUUGUCGUUUUGUUAAAGUUGUGUGUAUAAAAUGUGUUGUUAGAAAAGUGUUUGUCUCGGAGAAAAAUUCCUCGCACGUCUCACCGAAUCUGAUUUUUACUUUCCGAAGCACACAACAUAUAUAUUUCAUAUUUUCUUAAAUAUAAAACAAUAGUGUCAAAUAGGCGGAAUGGUGAUACUAAUUUUUAGUAUGAUAAACAUAUGAUAAUAUUUUACUAGCAUUGCUUUACUUUAGAUGUACUCUUUUAUAUAUGAAUAAAAAAUGAAUCAGUUUUAGGCAGUAUUUCUAUUGAUGUAAUACAUGUAUACUUAAAAAUGACAUUUUGCAACAAAGUUUCAAAAUAUUUGAUAAUUUGUAAACUGAUAAACAAUGACAUUGUAUACCAGUCCAAUACCUUAUGACCACCCUACAAUGAUAUUUUAAAUUAAAACGGAUCAGAGAGUGAAAUAUAUGUAUAUAUAUAUCGCACUUGUUAUGCGGGUAUUUUGAAUUUUUCUUUUGCUCGAAUAAAAAAAGUAUUGAAAUUGACGUUAAAUAUCUCUGUGAUACCAAUUAGUGCUAGACAUACUAACUUAUAUUUUAGAUGAAGUUUAUUUUCUCUGUAAAAAAACUUGAUAAAUAGUAAGUGUUGUUUUUGGUAAUUCUGAAUUCAUCAUAUACAUGCUCAUGUAUACGAUAAAUUGUUUCUGCAGAUUCAAUUUUUGCGACUUCUUUACAUUUUUUUUUUUUUUUUUGUAACAUCGAGAAAGAAAACCGCACAUAUGAUUGACUUGAAUUGCAGUUAAAAUAUCGUUUCUUUUUAUAAUGUUUUCUGCUCAUUAGUUCGCUUGUUUUUGAAAAACAAAUUUCCUGCUUCUUCAUAAUGUAUUUGUUAUUAUUUACGGAACACUUGACAACAUAAGUAAUAGUAAUAAAGGCACCAUUUAUAUAUUGUGUAGAUUUUGAUCAUUUACCCUGUGAAGAGAAAUGAAAGAUAUGUUUGAUGACGUAAAACCAUUGAUGGCGGCAGUAUUAAUAUGACGAUGUUCUUUAUAACGUUAUUUCUAGGUUUAACUAUUAUGCACACACAACACACAGUACGUGCUAUGUCUGAAUGUAUCGCUCUUCAUUAUGUCAAAGUUGUGAUCGCCAUUUUUUUUUUCUCCAAAUUAUUCAUUUCAUGGUUGUUUGGUCAUGUGUUCAUACCAUCCAAUGGGAACUCAGAGGAUGAAUUCUGAUUGUGGAUUUGCUUUCCACAAAAAGGUCAGAGGUCAUAUGCAAAUGUAUUAUCGUGUAUUUAAUGGCGCAGUCGUAUGUCUUGUAUAAUAAAACGUAAAUUGUUUCUGAGAUAUUAUUAUAGGAAUAUAUUCAUAUUGAAUAAUAUUUCUGUUUCAAAAUGGCAAUACACAAAUUAUGUAUUUUACUGAAUGUUCGUUUGUUGUAAGAAGCUUUGGCAUAAAACCAAUUUAGAAACAUUUUUCAGAAUAAAAUAUGUUCAUUUCUUUUAGAUUUUCGAUGAAAGAUUGUAUUGAUAGGGUCUGUAAUUUUUUUUGGAGAAUUAAUCCUGUAAAGUACCAUACAUAUAAUUAUUUUGGGGAAGUUAUUCUGCAAUGUUCUAUACGUGUUACAAUUAUUUUUCAUACGAGUUUGGUGAUUAAUGAAUUAUGUAUAUUGUACCAAUAUUACUGACAUAUGUGUUGUUGGUAUUGUAAAUAUCCUCGACUCUGUUGUGCAAAACUCCGCUGGCUAUUUGGUCUCAAGACUAUCAUGUCAUUCCUGAAAUGUUGAUAAACUUGUUUCUACAUUUUCAUUGAGAAUUUGGUGUAUUGUUCCAUUACCUAAGGAACUAUCCCAUGGACAGAGUCGUAAUUUAAUCUAGUAUCAACAAAUCUUUAGCAUUAUUCUUUUUUAUACAGCGAACAAAAUAUUAAUCUUCAUUGAUUUAUCAAACCUGUGACGGGUUUUAAUAAAAUUUUGCUUUUACUUAUCUGUAUUAAAUAUGUGUAAUCCUUUUAUCCUUAUAUAAAUUUAAUUAAUUUUUCGCAUGCCUAGCUGUACCAAUGGGUACCAUCCGGCAAGGACGUAAUUCUGUGAGAGACCGGCGUCUCUCGCGUAGGAGACAGUACUGUACCUAAGCAGUUGAAGUUCUGUACAACACGGAUCGUAACCUUGAAUAAUUGUACUGUGAUCAUAUCUGUGAUAUUUUUGCCCCAUGGUUUACAUUUAUUUUUCUAAACUAAAAUGUUUUAUUAUGAUAUAUCUAAGGUCAUGAUAUAUAAAUAUUGUACAAAGUUGUUGACGUUCUGUUUUUUAAAAUGAUAAGUAUUUAUAAAUCAAUCUAAAUAUUUCCCCGUUUAUCACAAAUGAGCAUGUCACUGACGAAUCAAUGAUCAGGCGCUCGGUCUGUUCUUUUAUUCUGUAUAUUACAUGUAUAUGCUGAAACUAAUAUUGUCUUCGUGUAAUUAUUGACAUUCCCAUCCUAAGUAGAGAGCUAGGACUAUGUCUGAAAAUCUGUAAUUACCCCUAAUCAAUUUCUUUUUUUUUUCUUUCUUUUUAAAAAAAAUGUAUUAUGACGUCACCAAACGUCAGCAACUAUUUAUGUAUAUGACAGAUAUAAAUUAUAGAGGUAUUAGUGUUUUGGACACAAAAUCCGUAAUGUUUUGAUUUCAUUAAAUGUUACAAUACCUAUUUCUGGGAAUACUCGGAAAGCGAGGCUAUUUGUGCUCUUGCCUAUAUAGCAAAAGCCAAGCUUCAGUUUGAACAUUUCCUUGUGCUAUUUUUCAAAGUAUAUCAUUUUAUUCUUUAACAUUACCUGUUGAAUUACAAACAUACUAGCUUCAUUUCUUAUUUUUCUGUGCAUUUUUUUUUAUUUCAUAAAUGCAGCCUAAAUGAUAAAAAAUAGUGUUUUGUAAUAUGUUUGAUAUUAACAAAAGAGCUUAUAGAAGAAAAUUAUUUGCAAAUACUCAAAUUUUGUCUUAUAAAUAUCAUUUGCAAACGUUUGACAUAAAAUACUGGUGUUCAUGAGUGAAAAUUUUAUCGAUUCAUCUAGUCAAUUCCAUGUAUAACAAAAUACAUAUGUAAUUAUAAAUCACAGUAAGCAGAAACUCAAAUUUGACAUUGAGCGUCUCAUAUUCUUAUAAAGGGAGAUAACUCUGUCAUUUUGAGCACAUUUUUUCUGGUAGAUAAUCGAUUUGAUUCUUAUUUUCCAUUUUUCUUUGUGAUUGUCGUUAAUAUAUUAUUUCUACGUCUAUUUCAUGGGUAAUGUUGCAAGCUGAACUUGAUACUUACACCAUAGUGUCUAGACGUUGCCGCUCAUUCGAUGGAUUUUUUUUUCUCAAUGGGGAUAGAAGUUAUAUAAACACCUACAUGUACUAAUGUAUUUUUAAUAUUUGCAAUUCACGAGCUAUGUGUAACCGUUCGUAUUUCUAAAAUAAAAUGAUACUUUUAUACUUA